This is a messenger RNA of Loxodonta africana (African savanna elephant), 4840 nucleotides long. It is a transcript of the gene PLAG1, whose product is annotated as PLAG1 zinc finger. The transcript is spliced from 4 exons. Gene Ontology annotation, molecular function: sequence-specific DNA binding; DNA-binding transcription factor activity, RNA polymerase II-specific. The record is from RefSeq and is a predicted model, not a curated record. Gene Ontology annotation, cellular component: nucleus. Gene Ontology annotation, biological process: regulation of transcription by RNA polymerase II. The coding region runs from base 1030 to 2529 and encodes 499 amino acids. NCBI's taxonomy places the organism in Eukaryota, Metazoa, Chordata, Mammalia, Proboscidea, Elephantidae.
AGUGAAGCUCUGUGGGAUGCUGCUGCUGUCCCUAGCGCUGGCUUUGCUGUGUUUGGGAGCCAUGAUGCACUGCAUGGUAAUAUUUUCGAAAGAAAAUUAAACAGAGAGAGAACAGUACAACUCUCAAGACACGUGAUACAGAAGAUCGGAUGCUGCUGCCUAGGAGUCGAAGCACACACUGAUACAUGGUAAACUUUUUAUUUGUAAGUAGGGAAGUUCACCUUAAAAUAAUGAUAGAAAGUACGAUACAGUGCAUGCAUAAGCCAGUAACAGGUGUUCAUUAUGACGAUCAGGACAUAAGUGUUAUAGGUUACAUAUGUACGGUACUAUUAUAGGCCGGCAGCACAGCUGCUUUGUAUACAAGGGACAUGAGAUACCCAUGUUUUGUGUGGGAAGCCAUCGCGUUCGCUACAUCACUUAACGUCUGCUGCGUCCUGUUCUCCAAUUGGGAUUUCUGACCUCUGUUUUAACCUUACGGGACCGUGAACGUGUAUGCGGUCGUACAUUGCCUGAAUGGACAUCAUGCAGCACGUGAAUGUGCUGUAAAUGUUUUAUUUGUUUUACAUUUUGUUUCUAACAGGAUUUGAGGUAGAUUUUUCAAUAAAGUCCAAUGAAUAUGAAUAAGUAAUAGUGGAUAAAAACCAAUAUGGCUCAUAUACCAUUAACCAGAUUGGGUCUGAGUUUUGGAAUUUCAACUAACUCUUCUUUUCUUUUUAGGUUGCCUCUUGGUGCUGCCUUGGCGUUUUUGGCACCCAGAAUGCUUCAUUCUGUGAUGGUCUGUUAAUAAGGGUACCUUGCUAGAAUUUGGAGCAGAUUGGCCAAAAUGGGAAGGACUGGAUUCUGCUCUCUUCCACAAAGAGUCAGUGGGACUGGCUAAGAUCAAAGUCUGAGACUUUUUCCACCUGCCAUCAGUCCCUUUUUGCUUUCUUUUACGACCACAUGAGACUUGAGAAGCCACCUAAAGCUAAAUCAUUUAGUGGAGUUGGGCAGUUCCCAAGUGUCCAACAAGAAGGCCUGGUUUAGGCUGCGAUGGCCACUGUCAUUCCUGGUGACUUGUCAGAAGUGAGAGAUACCCAGAAAGUCCCUUCAGGGAAACGUAAGCGUGGUGAAACCAAACCAAGAAAAAACUUCCCUUGCCAACUGUGUGACAAGGCCUUUAACAGUGUUGAGAAAUUAAAGGUCCACUCCUACUCUCACACAGGAGAGAGGCCCUACAAGUGCAUACAACAAGACUGCACCAAGGCCUUUGUUUCUAAGUACAAAUUACAAAGGCACAUGGCCACUCAUUCUCCUGAGAAAACGCACAAGUGUAAUUAUUGUGAGAAAAUGUUUCACCGAAAAGAUCAUCUGAAGAAUCACCUACAUACACAUGACCCUAACAAAGAGACGUUUAAGUGUGAAGAAUGCGGCAAAAACUACAAUACCAAGCUCGGGUUUAAGCGUCACUUGGCCUUGCAUGCAGCAACCAGUGGUGACCUCACCUGCAAGGUGUGUUUGCAGACUUUUGAAAGUACAGGAGUGCUUCUGGAGCACCUUAAGUCUCACGCGGGCAAGUCGUCUGGAGGGGUGAAAGAGAAGAAGCACCAGUGCGAGCAUUGUGACCGCCGGUUCUACACCCGGAAGGAUGUCCGCCGGCACAUGGUAGUGCACACUGGAAGGAAGGACUUCCUCUGUCAGUACUGUGCACAGAGAUUCGGACGGAAGGACCACCUGACUCGACAUAUGAAAAAGAGUCACAAUCAAGAACUUCUGAAAGUCAAAACAGAACCCGUGGAUUUUCUGGAUCCAUUUACCUGCAAUGUUUCUGUGCCUAUAAAAGAUGAGCUACUUCCAGUGAUGUCCUUACCUUCCAGCGAACUGUUGUCAAAGCCAUUCGCAAACACUUUGCAGUUAAACCUCUACAACACUCCGUUUCAGUCCAUGCAGAGUUCAGGAUCUGCCCACCAAAUGAUCACAACUUUACCUUUAGGAAUGACAUGCCCAAUAGACAUGGAUGCUGUUCAUCCUUCUCACCACCUUUCUUUCAAAUAUCCCUUCAGUUCUACCUCAUAUGCAAUUUCUAUUCCUGAAAAAGAACAGCCAUUAAAGGGGGAAAUUGAGAGUUACCUGAUGGAGUUACAAGGCGGCGUGCCCUCCUCAUCCCAGGAUUCCCAAGCAUCGUCAUCUAAACUUGGGUUGGAUCCUCAAAUUGGGCCCCUAGAUGAUGGCGCAGGGGAGCUCUCCCUGUCAAAAAGCUCUAUUUCUAUUAGUGAUCCCCUCAACACACCAGCGUUGGAUUUUUCUCAGUUGUUUAAUUUCAUACCAUUAAAUGGUCCACCCUAUAAUCCUAUAUCAGUGGGGAGCCUUGGAAUGAGCUAUUCCCAGGAAGAAGCACAUUCUUCUGUGUCUCAGCUGCCCCCACAGACACAGGAUCUGCAGGACCCGGCCAGCACUAUAGGCCUCGGGUCUCUGCACUCUCUGUCCGCAGCCUUUACCAGUAGCUUAAGCACAAGCACCACCCUGCCACGUUUCCAUCAGGCUUUCCAGUAGGAUCCUGGAUGUGGAUUUAUCUCAGAAGUAUACGUGCAGUCCUGCCUUAGAUGACCGUUUUUAUUUUAGUGCCUACUUUAAGACAACAUCAAAGGUUCCGCUUUUGUAUAGCACGGUUUCCAUUAAGCCAGUAUAAAAGAGAAAUUAGCUUUUUGAAUGAGCUUCAGAACCAUUUGUGUUCAGUUAUGUUUACCUGGGUAUUUUGUCCUAAUUCACUGCCAAUUGUCAUAUUUUAAAGUCAUUUUAUUUUUUUUCAUAUAGGAAAGCCAUUGUUAUUAGUAAAGUUUGAUAAAUCCCAUGUUCAGAUUACAUUUAGACCUUAACAUUUUAAUUUUUGUCCAGGAACAAUGGCUCCAGCUUUUGACAUUUGGCUCAUUUAAAGAUUUUACAAAGAAUGUAAAUUUUAUAAAAUUUAUAUGAAUAACCAGAGAGUUUAAAAAUUUUUUACUAGUCUCUAAAUUGAUUUGUAAUCAAGUGUUUCAGGUGAAGUAAGAAUCCAGUUUGGGAGAUAACACCUUUUCCUAGGUGUAUCAUAAUUUCAGGUCAGUAUAUUUUGAAGACUUGCUAUUGUCUGGCUAAAAUAUUUGCUGUCCUUAUUACGAGCACAUGAGGAAAAAACAAACCUAAACACAAAGCAUCAGUAUUUAUAGGAAAAAAAAAAAUGAGACUUCUAAUAAGGGAGACACGGCAUUGCAUGCUACCUAAUAGUUGACCUUCAAUUAGUACACAGUAUGUUUUGCCAUGUUUCAACCUUCCUAACUUGCUGUCUUUCCAUUUAAUAAGAUUAACAGUGUAUGGCAUUGGAGUCUUCAGAGUCAAUGUGUAGCGCUCUCUAAUCGUUUCCACCUUCCACAGCCAAAGGAUUGGUCAAGUGCGGAUAGAAAUUUUGUAUUCGGUUGUCAGUCCACAGUUAGUCAGGAAUCUGAGAGCCAGGGUGGAACUACAAGGCUUGGGUGUGUUUGUCUCUGCCUGUAUCAUGUGAUAGACACCUGAGCAGUAACAUAGAUGUGAGUUCCACCGUUAAACUUGGAGACCUGCUAGGAAUUACAUCUCCUUGUCGGUAGGACUGAAAGCCGGGUUCUUUAGAGAAAAAGUAAAAGCACAUUGCUUACAUCGCUUCCUGCUGAAUCCACUACUAUGCUUUCGUCGCCUUAACAGCCAAAAGCAGAAAACAAAAACAGCCCUGCCACAUGCAGGGUAUCUUUCUUAUUCAGUGUUAAUUCAUCUGCCCUUGCAGUUUUCGGAUGGAAAAUUUAAAGUGAAAUGCAUUAGGAGACUAUUUGAGGAAAUACCACAAAGUUUUAAAUGACUAAAAAUACAUACAGUAAGACCCCACUUUUACACAUCUCUGGGAAAUGGUGGGAAUGUUGCAAAUCAGUUGAAUUUGUAGAGGGGAGAUGAAGUAAAACAUGCAGUGUCUUAGUUAAUGUAAAAAUAACACUCAAGAAUAUUUUGUUCACUGAGUAAAAUGGUUAUUAUGGGCUUUCCUCAUGUUAGACAACUGCCAUAAUCUUCUCCAAGGUCAAAUUAUUAUAGCCUUUCUAAGUUUCAGUAUGUACAUCAACCUAAGAAACAUAUUAAGCACUUAUUAACACCUUAUUUUAGGACCUUGUCUGUCGGGGGGUGGGCAGGGGAGGAGGUUUAUUGAAGAGUAUAUAUCUCUUUAAAAAAGAAAACAUGAAAGAAAAAUAUUUCUGAGCACUCAUUAGCCCUAUAUGGAAGCUUUUUUUUUUUUUUUCCUUUUAUAGGGCCAAUUAUCACUGCAGAUUGAGAUGUUUACCAAGAAUUUCUAAAAAUGAGUGCAUAUUACUGAAUAUAAAACAUUAUUUAAAAGAUUUGGGGAUAGUAUAAUUUGUGGAGAAAUGUAAAUUGUAAUAAUGUAAAUGGGGGUUUCACUAUAUAUAUACACACACAUAUGUAUCGCACUUCAUAGAAUCAAAAUUGCUCUCAAGGAGUUUUGGCUCCUGAUACUUUAUCAUGCUCCUGUUUUUUUUUUUAAUCCUAGGAGCAGUAGUUUUUAUACUUAAGUAUUUAAAUUUUAUUAUGAAAAAUUACAUUUUAUAAUGAAAAUCGUGUUCCAAAGGCAUUAAAAUUAUAUAUAUUAAUAAGGAAAUGCGUUUUUAAAUUUUUCAAACUGCUCCUAAGCUUUUGGUUAGGAGAAUAUUUGCUCUGAAAGUAGACGUUUAGCUCUGCUUCAUUACAGCUUCCUUUAGUUUCUGUGAAACAGAUUGCUUACCUGAAUCUUUAGUUGAAUGAUUAGUGUUCAAUAUUGCUUUAAUCACCAUUAAAAAAAAAAAAAAAGAUAAAAGAA